Molecule: messenger RNA, 2106 nt
Organism: Galleria mellonella (greater wax moth)
Lineage: Eukaryota; Metazoa; Arthropoda; Insecta; Lepidoptera; Pyralidae
Exons: 3
Coding region: 140-1597 (485 amino acids)
Source: RefSeq, a predicted model, not a curated record
CCAUUAAAAAAAUCAGUGUCAUUGUCAAAUUUUUAUAAUUUUUUUGCUAUUUUUUUCCAAAAUAUCUGUUUUUUUAGUGUUUUAAUAAAAAAUUGUUUAUGUAGUCUUUACUAAAUAAGUUUCUAUUUUAUACAGACUUAUGAGUAAAAAAGUUUCUUGUGUUAAAAUGGUAGCAACAAAAAAUAAAAGUAAAGUAUUGAGACGCUCAACGCCUGAACAUGCAGAGUCUCCAUCUAGAGACAGUGAUUCAAUAUGUGACUCUGAGGCUGGAAGUCCCGUCCCAUUUUUGUGUACACAAGAUGGUGCAGAGGGUGAAACAGAUGUCGUUUGGAAUUUUUAUACUCCAAAGUCGGAAAACACAUUCGCCUCGCAUUUAAGAAAUUCCACUCCUCUAAGUAGAAAAACAAAAAAGUCAUCCAAAAAUAAACAAAUAGAGCGACAAUUACCUAGACGUAAAGUAGUUAAACCAUCACAGAAAAGAACUGAACUGUUUCAAGAUUUAAUUGAAUUGAACCAAAAUCUACAUGAACUGAUAGGGAAAAAGCCAGUGAAUAGUCGUACACCAGAAAGCAGAAGAUCAGAAAAUGAAGAUAUUUUUUUUAAUGACACAUUGCAAUCACCAAGAGAUUCUCCAAAGAGUGGUUUGAAAACAAAUUCAAGAUGCCUCCGACGGAAUGUGUUAAGUUCAAAAUUCAGUAAACACGAACCAGAAACAGCCUUGGAAUCAGAUGAUUCAAUGAAUGAGUGUCUUUUAAAAGCCAGUCAAGUGGUUGAAGAGAAUAUAAUGAAACAUGAACCGACUGCAGCUAAAAAAGUUUGUUAUGAGAAAAAUAAAAACAACAUUAGAAAUUUUAAACCUGAUUUUAGUUUUAAAAUAAAUGAAGAUUCAAUGGAUGCCAUAUUAAAUAGUAUUAAGUUAGAGUCACCAGCUGUGAGCAAGACCAAAAAAUGUAAUUCACCUCAUCUUAACAAUGAUUCAUUUGAUACUUUAGUGAGUGAUUUAAAUGAUAGUGCAUUGGAGAAAUUGACUCAAAUGCCAGUUGUAACAAACCGAAAAGUUAAUUUUAAUGUUCCUAAUGAGGAUAAUUGGAAAGUAAAGGAGUUAACACAUUAUGAUGGUAGUCCUUCAACUAAAGUAUUUGGUCGUCAUAGUUCCAUGCCAGAAUCACCAUCUUGUGCUAAUGUAAAUAAACCAUCAACAAGUGGAAUGGCUUUUGGCAGGUACAAUUCAAUGCCUUAUGGAAAUGAUGCUGCCAAAUGUUCAGUUUCUGGAGACUCUCCAAUAAAAUGCAGUCCAGAUGAGAUUGAGAGAAAAAGGCUACAAGCUAGAGAAAAACUAAUUGCAAAAAGGUUAUUACCAUUCACAGCAACACAAAGGAGCAGUCCACUUGAAAGUACACAGAGUACACAACAAGCAGUAGUCAAAAGAAAUCAAUUCCAACUUAAGAUUCCCAGCUCUAAAUCAAAUGCAUUAUCAACAAAUGUAAAUUUGUAUGAACAAAAAACAAAUAAUUCACUAGACUUAAAAUUAGUCAUUGAAAAGAAAAGGCAAGAAGCUUUAAUGAAAUUAAGACGACGUCGGCCAGUGAAUAAAUGAUGUAAUAUAUAAUAAAUUUUGCCAUUUUGCCAAUAUUUUGUCAUUAAUCAAGUCAUAGAUACAGUUUAAAUAGAUGCUGCGAUUGCACAUAUUUUGUCACUCUGCAUGUCAAUCUUUGGUACAAAAUUAAGUGCAAUUGGUUAAAUUUUGAUUCAGACUACCUAUAUGAAGUUUAUGUCGAAUAUAGUUUAAAAGAUUACAUUUUAGAUGGUCUUUAUCAGAAGAGUUUAGCAUGAGAGGGGUUUUGCUAUCAAUAAAUAAUAUUUGUAAUGUCAGGACAAGUACUUUAAUAGUCAUGUCACAUUAUUUAAUUUUUAUACUUAAAGCAUUUCUGGCAUCUUUUUGUACCGUCUGUGAGUCAACAGAACAUGCAUGUGUCAUUUUAGUGCUGAAUAUUUCUUUUUAAAGAAUGAAUUUAAACCAUAGGUACAUGACUGAAACAAUUAUAUAUUUAAAUCCAGUAAUUUGCUUUCCUAAUUAUGAAAUAUUAUAUAUUUUUGAAAAUCUAA